This is a messenger RNA of Cyclocybe aegerita, 891 nucleotides long. NCBI's taxonomy places the organism in Eukaryota, Fungi, Basidiomycota, Agaricomycetes, Agaricales, Hemipholiotaceae. The record is from the annotation of a GenBank genome assembly.
AUGUCGACUCCUGUGCCGCAACAAGCGAGCGCCUCACCGAUGCCUGAGGGUGUCACCGACCCCAAUUACCAGCCGUUGCCUGGGCGCCUGGGGAACCUGACGAUGAUACAGCUCCACACGCUAGAGAAGCUCAAGAAGGAACUGAAGGAGGAGGGGCACUUUGACGAGAAGAGGAUGGAUGACGCGAUGCUCCUCAGAUUCCUUCGAGCACGGAAGUUUGAUCUCGUCAAAACGAAGGAGAUGCUGCUCAAUGCCGAGAAGUGGAGGAAAGACUUUGGGGUAGACGAUAUCGUUGCCAACUUCGAUUUCAAGGAGAAGGCGGAGGUCGACAAGUACUACCCCCAAUAUUACCACAAAACGGACAAGGAUGGGCGCCCAGUCUACGUCGAGCGCCUGGGCAAGCUUGACAUUAAGGCCCUCUACGCCGCCACAACGCAAGAGCGCCAACUCCAGAGGCUCGUCCUCGAAUACGAGAAGUUCCUCAACGACCGGUUGCCUGCGUGCUCCAAGCAAGUGGGACACCCAGUCGAAACGUCAUGCACGAUCCUCGACCUCGGUGGCGUUUCCCUCUCCAACUUCUACCGCGUCAAGGACUACGUCUUCCAAGCGUCAUCAGUCGGCCAGGACAGGUACCCCGAAACGAUGGGCAAGUUCUAUAUCAUCAAUGCACCAUGGGCCUUCUCCGCCGUCUGGCAGGUCAUCAAGCCUUGGUUGGAUGAGGUCACGGUGAAGAAGAUCGAUAUCCUUGGCGGCAGCUAUAAGGAUGCGCUGUUGAAGCAAAUCCCCGUCGAGAACCUGCCUGCAGAGUUUGGUGGCGCAUGCAACUGCCCUGGAGGCUGCUCGAUGAGCGAUGCGGGUCCCUGGAAUCCCAAAUCGGGGGCUCAAGCGUGA